AUGUCAGUCAAAGUACGGAAUAACACUGAAAUAAACGAGGAGCAGAUAUCUCGAGAUGAGGCAUUAAAGUUAUAUUCAAAUACGCUAAAUUUUAACGUAAUUAGUCGAUACGACCCGGCUAUCAAGCAAUUAAUAUGUUCUACCUCGCAUUGUGUGGUUUAUAGAUUCAACGAAGAAACCGAAGAAUGGAAUAAAACUGACUAUCAAGGGUCAUUAGCAUUAUAUGCCAGAAGUCUAGGAUCAUUUUCACAAACAAUUUCAAUCACUGAUUAUCAAGAAUUAUUCACUUACGGUCUAAUUUUGUUGAAUAGAAAUAAUCCAGAUUGCUUUUCGAUAGGUUUGAUUCCUACAAAAGUUAGUAAACAGUAUCUACCUAAUGGUAUUGACGAUUCCGAAAUACUGGAGAUGGAUGUUGAACUAAAUGAUAAUUUGAUAAUUGUUAGAAAUUUAAUGGGAGAAAUUUUUGGAUUAUGGGUUUUUAACGAAGAAGACAGACAGACAUUAUACAAGUCUAUAGAGUUUUGUCUAAAUAAUAAUGACGAUUAA
Molecule: messenger RNA, 546 nt
Organism: Lodderomyces pseudojiufengensis
Lineage: Eukaryota; Fungi; Ascomycota; Pichiomycetes; Serinales; Debaryomycetaceae
Exons: 1
Coding region: 1-546 (181 amino acids)
Biological process (GO): deadenylation-dependent decapping of nuclear-transcribed mRNA; deadenylation-independent decapping of nuclear-transcribed mRNA; positive regulation of catalytic activity
Cellular component (GO): P-body
Molecular function (GO): mRNA binding; enzyme activator activity
Source: RefSeq, a predicted model, not a curated record